This is a messenger RNA of Porites lobata, 2607 nucleotides long. Lineage: Eukaryota; Metazoa; Cnidaria; Anthozoa; Scleractinia; Poritidae. The record is from the annotation of a GenBank genome assembly.
AUGAAGUUUGCUGUGGUCCUUGUUACUGUUCUGUUUUUCACCAGCUUCUGCUUUUGCCGAGCUGCGGAAAAUGUCUCUGGAAACCAAGUAAGUUUACCCCUCAUUCUGCCUCAUUCCUUAACACCCGAUGCUUCCUACAGCUUUUUACUUCUGGUUAUUUGAUGAGCAGUUAACAUUAAAAGUGCGGUUUCUCCGCAUCCACAGUAAGACGUUAAGUAAUCAGUUCAUUUAACUACUGCGAAACAAAAGUUUGGGUUAAAAUCGAUAACCAACAGUUCUUACGAACUAAAUUCAGUGUUUUACUGAUUUUUCAAGUUUUAACAAAUAUUGUUGAUUUUGUUUAAUGCGAAGUUAUUUCGUUGGCUUCCUAGAAGAUUUGUGCAACUCCAGGAAAUCCGAUCAAUAUCAACGUGGGGCAACAUGGAAACGCAGUUAAGGUAACUGAGAUUUUCAUUUUACAUGUCAUUCAGGUUUUUUCCCGAAGAUGCUCAUGCUCAGUUUGACCAUUGUCUACAAAUUACAAUACAAAAAGGACAUACCCAUGAAUGACAAAACAAUUAUUGAGCUCGUCGUUUCACAAAAUCAUCAUGAUUUGUCAGUAUUUCGCAGUUUAGUUGUUUGUCUCUGUCUUCGAAAGGCAAAUUGUUUGAGGCGCUCUUAACAAUUGUUAAUUUUUUAAUCAAUUUCCCCUCGCUAUUAAAACCCGUCUAUAUUCUAUGUCGGCGUUUAUCAUCCAUUGGUUUUCAUCGCGUCUUUCCUUUAUAUAGAGGCAAAAGUCGCACGCAUUUCAGCUGUAAUAAAUAUUAUUUUCAUUUAUAAACGUUUUAGUGUCAGACCUGCAAUUGCUUUUUUUCAAUUCCCCUUACGUGACUACAUAUACGGGUACAUUCUAACUCGAUUGAAGUUCUCAAUCAACAUUGGCUUGGUUGAAUAUGAGGAAAACCCGUUGGAACAUGUCUGGUAUUUUUUAGGGUGAAAAGGGCGAUAAAGGUAGUAAAGGAGACGCUGGAAUGAAAGGGGAUGCAGGGAAGUCUGCACCUUGCAAUUGCAAGUUACAGGUGAGAUAUUCCUUUGAUGAUUUUACAAUAUAAUGAUACAUUAUACAAGGGAGCAAUUGGUUAGUAUACACGCUAAAAAAGUGAAAGCGAUGGAAUCGAACUCAAGAUGUCAGAAAAUAUAUUGAAUUUGCGGGAUUAGUAAAAAAAAAUAGCAAACGUAAAGCGGAAGAAGAAAUAGUAAAUACCAAGUGCAAAAAAUGAAUCCGUGCAUGUUCGUCUAUUCCCCAGAAAAGUAUUAGGUAGUGAAGUGAGAAAAUUUGAACAAGGAAGUUCCAUUUUUCAUUUCGAAUUUCAGAGUUCCUUUGGACUUCAGGGGUUCAGUUUAUAACGAAAUUUAACCCUUUGUAGUCGGGGGAAACGCAAGGUUCUGAAGUAUUACCUGGAGAGGAGUAUCGACAUUCCUAAAAGAACAGUGAGAAUUCCGCCUCUAACUGAAUAAUUAGGGCCCCACUCAGUGUUUCCACUUGCAUGGUAAAUGAGUCAUCAGCUUUUAUGUUUGUUAUUUAAAGUCGGAUUUCAGAUUUAUUUAUCUUACUGUAUGCUCUUUAUCCCGUCUCUUCAAGGAUCCAAACAAACCGUCGGCUCACAUUGAGGGAGCUAAUAAAGGGGAUGUCACUUACCAAGUCAACAAAGGUAUCGGUCAUAAUAGCGAUAUCUUUGUUUAUGGAUGCUAUUAUUUUGAUUUGGUCACUGUCCAUAUUCUCAAGCUGAUAUGAGUUGCAUGCGGAUACUCAUGAGUUAUCGGGUUUCUGGUCAACCAAUGAAUGACAUGUUCAUAAUUUUCUGGGAACUUUUCCUAAGUUUAUACGGCUGGGUUCUUUUAAAAUUACAUGAAUUUAAAUGAUAAUAAUAAUAAACAAUUUUCCAAAGUUCAAAAUGCAUAAAUUUACUCCUGUUUGGAAUUUUAUCUUUAGUAACGCGGCUUUCCACACAGCUUUUAUUUAUGUCAUCUUGUUACCCAUCUUCCACUUGUUUCAUUACGAAAAUCGUCAUUUGGGCCACCGGGCGGUCCCCUGCGGCGGACCCAAACGUUAGACUUACCGGACUGUUGUUUGAUGGUUUUGCAGUAAUCAAAGACUGGACUCUAAGUGCUCCCUACAGCCAUCUCGCAGGCGGUAUGAAAUAUAAAGACGGAAAACUUACUGUACCCAUCCCUGGACGUUAUUACAUUUACGAACAGAUUUACUGGCGUGGUUUCAGAGGAAAGCCUCUCAGAAUUUCUAUCCUUGUGAACAACAAAGUGAUCGCCAUGGCUCAACCACCAAUGAACUCGUUGCGAAGGGACGAGUUUACGAUUUCCACAGGCGGAGUGUUUCAUCUUAAAGCUGGUGACGUCAUUACAGUGGCCCCCACGUACCAUGUUGGGACAGUCUACAUGGGGACUUUCCACAGCUUCUUUGGGGCGUUCUUGAUUUGAAAUGCGCCAGGAUUUUUUCCAGUGCACGAGUGUUUUUUGAUAGUUUUAGCCUCUUUUCUUGGUCCAUUGUGUCAAAAUUAAAUAAAGUGUUGGGACAACCUUUCAGCUGAAUAAACUAACAAUCGUUAACAG